Messenger RNA from Spodoptera litura, 1976 nucleotides. Its product is annotated as double C2-like domain-containing protein beta. NCBI's taxonomy places the organism in Eukaryota, Metazoa, Arthropoda, Insecta, Lepidoptera, Noctuidae. Gene Ontology annotation, biological process: regulation of calcium ion-dependent exocytosis; exocytosis; spontaneous neurotransmitter secretion. Gene Ontology annotation, cellular component: membrane; synapse. The record is from RefSeq and is a predicted model, not a curated record.
AUGGUUGGCGUAGUGGCCACGCAGAUAGAUGCUAUGCAACGUAUCGACACCCACUACGAAUGGAACGAAACAGACAUCCUAUCCCACGGCUUCAGUGGCCUCAGUCUCCAUAGACAGGACAGCCUCACACAAAGACCUCUAGCCUCCCUAAAAAGGACAGGCAGUAAGGGCAGUGCCUACAGCCUUCGCAGCAUGAGAAAAGAGAUGCCUAAACCAACCACCCAAAUUGAGAGACCCCCUACGAUACCUGAUGCUGGAUUUGGGACAUUAGAAAUUAAAUUGGCGUAUGAGAAUGCGACCUCGUCUUUGGCUGUAACUGUGUUAAGAGCUAGGGGUCUGAUCGGUAUGGACAUGACCGGAUUGUCUGAUCCGUUUUGCAGAUUGGAGGUGUUACCUAGAGAGGGAUCCUACUCCAACAGACUACGAACUAAAACAGUCCACAAAACUAAGAACCCGGAGUUUAACGAGACACUGCACUUCUUCGGCAUCACUGAGUCGGACCUCGCUGUCAAAUCGCUGGAGAUCGUGCUGUUUGAUGAUGACAGAUACGGUUGCGAUGAAAUGGGGUCUGCGACGGUGGCGCUACGGGAAUGUGCGAAGUCUCCUGCUCAGUUACGCCUGGCUCUGUCAGGAUCAUCAGGUGCUGAACCUACUGGACCCAGGAUAUUGUUGGCUCUCUGCUAUAGCACGAAAAGGAGAGCCUUGGUGGUAACCAUUUGCCGUGGAGCUGAUCUACCGCCACAGGACAGCAAUGGCUACUCGGAUCCAUUUGUUAAAUUGCAUUUGGAUCCCGACCCCUAUCACAAGAAGCACAAAACAUCUAUUAAAUGGCGAAACUUAAAUCCAGUUUGGAACGAAGAAUUCCUUUUCGAAACUCGUCCCACGGAACUUUCCCGCCAAAAUUUGACAUUGACAGUUUGGGACAAAGAUUAUGGUAAGCCCAACGACUUUUUGGGCAGCCUUGUUUUAGGAGCGAGUUCUAAAGGAAGGAGGUUGAAGCACUGGAUGGACUGCAUAAAGUUUCCUGAUCAUCGUCAUGAGUCCUGGCACUCGUUAACAGAUACCCAACAUCUAUAGGCUAUUUAUUAAAUAUUGUUAUGUAAAAAGUAUGUCAAAAGUACGUAGCAAACUACCUGUAGAUUGUUAUGGCCGUUUUUUUACGAUGUGUAGUUUCCUAUGAAAAAAUGGCCAGCUAAUAUCAUUCUAAUACCGCAUCGUUGUUCAAUCAUCAUCGACAAUAGCUAAAUGUGAUCUUAUAAUAUUUUUCUGAAGAUAAAUAAAUGUCUAAUAUUUUUAAAUAGGUACAUAUGAAAUGGAAGCACCAAAACAAGUAAGGAUGAAAUAUUUUGUAAAAAAGUUUUAGUAAUUAAUGCAAGAAGAGUUGAGAGCUUCGAAGCAAAAGGGUGCUUGAUGAACAUUGUAUUGUAAAUAAAAUUAUUACGUCAAAAUACCUAAUUCCUAUUAUAUAGAUAUCUGUUCAUAGAAUAAAUUUGAGCUUCAAAAUGUCUUUAUAUGUGCGAACGAACUGUUAGGUAUGUACUUUCGAAAAUGUUAAAAACUUAAGACUAUCUACUUAAAAUGUCUACAAUACUUAGAUAAAAUAUUGUUAAAUCUACAUAAAAACUUCUAUUAAAAAUAAUUAGAAACGAUUGUAUUUCUAUACAUUUCUAUACAGGUAAAAGACGUAUGAAAUUAUUGCAUGUUGCGUAGAUAGAAACUGUUAAUCAAUGAAUGUAUAAAUUAAAAUUAUAGAUGGCGUAUUAACCUACUUAGUUAAGUUUGAAUAAAAUCGAAUAUCCAUAUUUAAAGUUAGUGUUAAAAUUUAAAGUUGUUGAAAGUAAUUUCUGUGUAUUUUUGUACUUUGCUGUUCCGGUUUGCAUGUGCCAAAUGUAUCUUUGAAAUUUAGAUUAAGCUGAUGACUGCCUUUAUAUCAUAAUAUUCAUGUACCUACCUAAAUAUACUGUGAAAUAAAGACU